UGGCGGCGGCUGAAGAUGGCGGCCGACAGUGAGCCCGAAUCGGAAGUGUUUGAGAUCACGGACUUCACGACUGCUUCCGAGUGGGAGAGAUUUAUUUCAAGAGUUGAAGAGGUUUUAAAUGACUGGAAGCUUAUUGGUGUUUCAUCAGGAAAACCUUUAGAAAAGGAUGUAUAUACCACAGAAACAUGGGAGGAAAGAUCAGAUGAGAUUUCUUUUGCAGAUUUCCGAUUCUCUAUCACACAUCAUUGUCUUGUGCAAGAAUCAUACAAAAAGGAUUCCAAAGAGGAGCUAAUAGAAGAUGCUCUUCCAGUUGCUAUGCAAGACCUACUGUGUAUGAACAAUGAUUUUCCUCCCAGAGCACAUUGUCUAGUGAGAUGGUAUGGCUUGCGUGAAUUUGUGGUCAUUGCGCCAGCAGCAAAUAAUGAUGCUGUUCUUAGUGAAUCCAAAUGUAACCUCCUACUAAGUUCAGUUUCUAUUGCAUUGGGGAAUACUGGGUGCCAGGUGCCAUUAUUUGUGCAAAUUCAUCACAAAUGGCGAAGAAUGUAUGUUGGAGAGUGUCAGGGUCCUGGGGUUAGAACAGAUUUUGAAAUGGUUCAUCUUCGGAAAGUGCCCAGUCAAUAUACUCAUGUAUCAGGACUAUUAGACAUCUUCAAAUCCAAGAUUGGUUGUACAUUGACUCCAUUGCCUCCAAUUAAUAUAAGUAUUAGACUUACAUAUGUCCUUCAGGACUGGCAGCAAUAUUUCUGGCCCCAACAACCACCAGAUAUAGAUGCUUUGGUUGGAGGUGAAGUUGGAGGGCUAGAAUUUGGGAAGUUACCAUUUGGAGCCUGUGAGGAUCCUAUCAGUGAACUCCAAUUAGGAACUACUUGGCCUCAUUUAACAGAGGGUAUAAUUGUGGACAAUGAUGUUUAUUCGGACUUGGAUCCCAUGCAAGCUCCUCAGUGGUCUGUGAGAAUCCGAAAAGCAGAUAAUCCACAAUGCUUAUUGAGUGACUUUGUUACUGAAUUUUUCAAGCUGUGUCAUCGCAAGGAAUCAACUGAUGAGAUUCUUGGAAAAUCAGCAUUUGAAGAAGAAGGAAAAGAGAUUGCUGAUAUAAGCCAUGCUUUGUCAAAGCUCACGGAACCAGCACCAGUACCAAUCCAUAAACUGUCAGUGACAAAUAUGGUUCAUACUGCAAAGAAGAAGAUUCGUAAACACAGGGGUGUAGAUGAAUCACCACUGAAAAAUGAAGUCCUCAAUAGUAUUCUCUUGUAUUUAUUCCCUGAUGCUGCUGACAAAUCAGCAGAUGGAUCGGAAGCCAGAAAUAGUACUUCAACAGGAAGCCUCCCUCCUCCAGAUAAUGAAGACUAUAAUCUCUACAUCCAAUUCAAAUCUGCUCCUUUGGAUAGUCUUACGUACAAACUGGCCCUUUGUCUUUGUAUGAUCAACUUCUACCAUGGCGGAGUCAAAGGAGCUGCACAUCUCUGGCAGGAAUUUGUCCUGGAAAUGCGUUACAGAUGGGAAAAUAACUUCUUGAUUCCAGGGUUAGCCAGUGGUGCUCCAGAUCUGAGAUGUUGUUUACUACACCAGAAACUUCAGAUGUUAAAUUGCUGCAUUGAAAGAAAGCGAGCAAGAGAUGAGGGGAAAAAAUCAAAUAGUUUUGACUGCUCAUCCAGUGACACUGGCAUACCUGAUCUGUCGGGCAGAGAUUAUCACAGUGAGAGUGAUAAGGAGAAGGGAGAAGUAGGGAAGUCUUGGGAGUCAUGGAGUGAUAGUGAAGAAGAAUUUUUUGAAUGCCUAAGUGAUACUGAAGAACUUAAAGAAAAUGGACAAGAAAAUGUGAAAAAGGGGGUUGCAAAAGAAGGCAGCAAAGAGUCUUUAGCCUUAAAGCCAGAAGGUCGUCUACAUCAGCAUGGCAACUUGACUUUGCUUCAUCUUGGGGAACCUCUCUAUGUUCCAGUAACACAGGAACCAGCUCCUAUGACAGAAGAUCUAUUAGAAGAACAGUCUGAAGUUUUGGCGAAACUGGGAACAUCAGCAGAAGGAGCUCAUCUUCGAGCUCGCAUGCAGAGUGCUUGUUUAUUGUCAGAUAUGGAAUCCUUCAAAGCUGCCAACCCUGGUUGUUGUCUGGAAGAUUUUGUGAGAUGGUAUUCACCUCGGGAUUACAUUGAAGAGGAAACUGUGGAUGAAAAAGGAAAUGUAGUCAUUAAGGGUGAGCUGAGUGCCCGAAUGAAGAUUCCAAGUAACAUGUGGGUUGAAGCAUGGGAGACAGCAAAGCCGAUUCCAGCAAGAAGGCAGAGACGACUCUUUGAUGAUACUCGAGAGGCAGAGAAGGUGCUGCACUAUUUUGCAGUUCAGAAACCAGCAGACCUUGCGCGGCACCUCCUAUCUUGUGUUCUUCACGCAGCUGUACUCAAGGUAAAGGAAGAAGAAUCACUGGAAGAUAUUACUUCAGUAAAGAAAAUAAUUAAGCAGAUAAUCAUCCAUGCCAGUAAAGGUCUCCAGUUUCCAAACCCAGAAGACAAAAAACUGGAAGAGAUUAUUGCUCAGAUUAUGGGUGUGGAAGCCACAAUUGCCCAAGCAAGAUCACUGAAAGCAAAAUUUGGGAUAGAUAAAUGUGAUCAAGAGGAAGAACGCAAAGAUCUAGAAAAUUUUGUAAAUAGCUUUUUGGAACAGCCAGAGGUAUCUGUCAUUGGUGCUGGAAGAGGGCCUCCAGGCACUAUAAUUCAUAGACUUUUUGUGAAUGCACAGAAGCUGACUGAAUCUUCUGAGGAGGUAGUCACAAUGCUGCCACUUGAUGAAGAGCUGAAGAGGUCUGGCUCCUCAGAUGAGAAGCGAUUGAAUUCAGGAUCAGUUGCAGAUUUUCCAUCACCUGCAGGGCGUGAGGUUAUUUUACGCACAAUCAUUCCUCGGCCUGCCCCUUAUUCUAAACCUCUGCCACAGCGAAUGUACAGUGUACUUACAAAAGAGGACUUCCGACUUGCUGGUGCCUUCUCAUCAGAUACAACAUUCUUCUGAUGUUACUGUAUACCCCAUUGCACUUUGCAUCUUGUGGUGGUGGAAUAUAGUAGCCCUGUUUUGCUGUGAAAGGGUGUGUCCUGAUAAAUGCAGUUUCAGAUAUUAGGAUACUAUCGUAAUUCGUGAUCAGCUUCCUCAGAAGCUUGGCACUUUAGUGCCUGUGCUGAAUACUGUCUUUGUCACAAGGAAUACAUUAAUGAUGUUUUGCAGAACUAUAAAAUGAUUGUUUCUGUUUAACUCCCUUGUCUAAUUAUAGCUAUGACAUCGAGUUUUGUAAAUACUUUUUGUGGGAUGUUGGGAACGGGAUUGCUGCUUUGCAUUAUUGAGCUUUUUCUGAUGGAGGCAGUUUGCCGACAGUGAACAACAUAUGAUAGGACUACAUUACUAUCAAGUGUACAAUUUAAGUGCUUUUGCAACUUGUAUUCUAGUACUAGGUUUAAAAAACCAAUUCAAGUUUAUAAAGCAGUGCACUAGUGAUGCUGACAUAAUUAGAUUAAAGCUGUGUAAAACUCCAGUAAAACAGCUUUUACAAUGCAACUAAUACCCGUGUGUUUUAUUGAAGCUGGCCAAAAAUUAACCUUGCACUAGCUACUGUGAGUAAAAACAAAUAGUCAUGAAGGGCUUCAGGCUACCACAAGUGUUUACCUUUCCAUAGUGUCAUCAUGCAAACAUUUGCUUGUUUAUGUAUGUACUAACGUAUAAGUAAAUGAUUAUUAUUAUUAUUAUUAUUUAAUUUAAAUAAUCGCUGUCAACAUUAAAACAGGAAUUGGUUACUUUA
This is a messenger RNA of Heteronotia binoei (common prickly gecko), 3775 nucleotides long. It is a transcript of the gene RAB3GAP1, whose product is annotated as RAB3 GTPase activating protein catalytic subunit 1. NCBI's taxonomy places the organism in Eukaryota, Metazoa, Chordata, Lepidosauria, Squamata, Gekkonidae. The coding region runs from base 16 to 2997 and encodes 993 amino acids. The record is from RefSeq and is a predicted model, not a curated record. Gene Ontology annotation, molecular function: GTPase activator activity. The transcript has 25 exons. Gene Ontology annotation, biological process: positive regulation of GTPase activity.